UUUCAGUGCAGACAGCGGAGAGUUUGGGAAGUCUGCACUACGGCUGUGGAAUCUGUGGCCUGGGGUAUGAAAACAUGGCGCGUAUCACAUUCUCCUGCUUUUUCCUACUCGCUGAGCUCUCCGUGACCUUGGCUCUAGUGGUGACACCCGGUGACCUGGCUGUGCUCGAGGGCCGCUCAGUGACCAUCCCCUGCCACUAUGACCCCCAGUACCUCAACCACAACAAGUACUUCUGCCAGGGCAGGAUGAGGGACUUCUGCAGCACGCUGGCACGCUCGCAUGACACAGCCGCCACAGAGAGCGAGGGCGAGGGCGAGGCCAGCAAGGUGUCCAUCUUCGACGACCCGACACAGCUGGUGUUUACGGUGACCAUGACGGAGCUGACGGAGAAGGACUCGGGCUACUACUGGUGCGGCGUGGAGGUGGGGGGCAUGUGGCAUGCGGAUGACGCGUCGUCGCUUUACAUCGACGUUGUGCAUGGCAUGUCAGUUCUAAACAGCAUGGUGCAUGGAGAGGAAGGAGACAGCAUCACUGUGGAGUGCCAGUACAGUGCCCGCCACAGUGAGAGUGAUAAGAAGUGGUGCAGGAGUGGGGACUGGGGCUCCUGCGUGAAGACGGAUUCCAACGGGACGUUCCGGAAUGCGGCAGUGGAGAUCCAUGACAACCGUAGAGAGGCGUUCACGGUGACGCUGUUGAAUGUGCAGAGGAGGGACACCGGGUGGUACUGGUGCGCCUCCGGAGAACAACAGGUGGCCGUCCGCGUCAUGGUGUCACCUCGUGCCACAACCCUAACACCAACUACGACAACCGCCGAUCCAACGACUGUGGUCACCACAGAGACCUCUCUUCCCCCAGGGUCACCACCAGUUAGUGGCCUUGUUAUCCAAAGCUCCGGUAACUGGCUACAAUCAUUGAUGAUAGGCCUUUAUCUCCUGCUGGUGAUUGUGGUGAUUGUGGUCGCCUUCAAGUUCUGGAAACAUUACAGGCGGACCAAAGCAGCCAAACAGCAUGAGGAGAUGGAGUCCAGUCUGGCGGUGUGUCCCGUGAGAGAAGACGACUGGAAGAACACCACCAUUGUCUUCCUCAACACUUCCACCCAGCAGCUACAGGUGAUGGGGAAGGACAAAUGUACAUUUUGAAAAGGCCUACUGCAACUGUCUUUAUUUUGCAAGGGUCUUUUUUCUACCCCAGAGAGUUGUAUUUUGCCAAUAUGCUGGACCUCCACCACUGUGUUACUAUGAAUGCUUUUGACUUUUAUUUGGAGUUUUAUUUGAGAUACUUGUCAUCAUGUGAUUUCAAGAAUACAGUAAUAUAUUGUAUA
Engraulis encrasicolus (European anchovy) is the source of this 1321-nucleotide messenger RNA. RefSeq names its product polymeric immunoglobulin receptor (gene pigr). The coding region runs from base 75 to 1139 and encodes 354 amino acids. The transcript is spliced from 8 exons. Gene Ontology annotation, cellular component: plasma membrane. The record is from RefSeq and is a predicted model, not a curated record. Lineage: Eukaryota; Metazoa; Chordata; Actinopteri; Clupeiformes; Engraulidae. Gene Ontology annotation, molecular function: transmembrane signaling receptor activity.